Messenger RNA from Emiliania huxleyi CCMP1516, 450 nucleotides. RefSeq lists its product as hypothetical. Gene Ontology annotation, cellular component: nuclear body; cytoplasmic U snRNP body. The transcript is spliced from 4 exons. The record is from RefSeq and is a predicted model, not a curated record. Bases 1 to 450 code for a protein of 149 amino acids. NCBI's taxonomy places the organism in Eukaryota, Haptophyta, Isochrysidales, Noelaerhabdaceae. Gene Ontology annotation, biological process: mRNA 3'-end processing by stem-loop binding and cleavage. Gene Ontology annotation, molecular function: histone pre-mRNA DCP binding; U7 snRNA binding.
AUGUCGAAACGCAAAACACCCACGUCGUCCUCCGAGCCGACGCUCACCUUGAUAUCCGAGCAGCGUCCCCUCGCCGAGCAGCGUCGGCUCGACGGGACGAUCGGCCGCGUGCGCGUGACCAUCGAGCUGCUCGACGACACGCUGCUGACAGGGUGGCUUGAAGAGGCCGACGGGCAAAUGAACGUCUUGCUGUCUGCUGUCGAUGCGUGGCCGGCGGCGGGCGACAGCGGGCAGCACAAGGCACUGCGUGUGCGAGGGCAGGACAUUCGCUGCCUCCGCCUGCCGCCGCACAUCGACGCCGAGCAGACCAUGCGCGCGAGGCUCCGGGCCAUCGACCAAGCCGCGCGCACCUUCAGCCAGCGUAAGCCCAAGGCUGCGUCUGCGCGGCCAACCAACUUGCCGCCGCUUGUCGGCUCAAUCGUCACCGAGGCGGACGCGGACCUGGGGUAG